Molecule: messenger RNA, 803 nt
Organism: Didymella exigua CBS 183.55
Lineage: Eukaryota; Fungi; Ascomycota; Dothideomycetes; Pleosporales; Didymellaceae
Exons: 1
Coding region: 72-701 (209 amino acids)
Source: RefSeq, a predicted model, not a curated record
GACUCUUCUACCUUCCUUCACAACCAAGGUCUCUACUCAUCAGGCCUGUCUAACGACGCAACAUUAUUACAAUGCGUUACUCAACAUUUGCUGCAUCUUUCGCCUUUGGCGCUCAGCUCGUCGCUGCCACUUCUGUCUCCCUGUCAACAGUUCCGAGCCUAAACGGUGUCAGCGCAGACGCUGUUGUGGAACUCCUGUCGUGGGACAACACAGAUGAUUUUUCGGCUGUGAACGCUACCCAGUGGGCCACUUUCUUGAACCAGCCCCACGACGUCCUCGCAGCAUGGGACGACAAGACUACACAUCGCAUGUUCUCUCUUCUCCACAAUGUGCUAGACUUUGGAUCUGGACUAGAUAAACGAGACGCAACACCUGCUCAAGCAAAAAUUCAGAUUGCGACUAAAAAGAACCUAUAUGACAAUGAGGUCAACACGGAUGAAAAGCAGGAUGGUGCAGUAACAGCAUGCUUCAAGUCAGGCAUCUGCAUACUGUGUCUCAGCUCAGCUGGAACCUUAGCGAUUGGUAGAGUAGCUGCGUGCGCAACAGCUGCUCUUGCAGCAGAAGUGUUCACUGCUCCAGAGACAGCUGGGCUUUCUACCGGACCUGUUAUCACAGCUUUCAUCGAAUGCGCUUCCAUUCCAAUCGCUGCAUUCCUAACAGCAGCAAUUGGAUGUGUGGAGGCGGCAAAGCGCAUUAAUUAGGGCAAGAGUAAGGGCGAGGGCGAGGGGAAAUGAGGGCGAGGGGAAAGGCUUGUACUUUGUAGCUAUGUAGUUAAUUAACAUAUUUCUAUUUAACUUCACAAA